AAAAUUGCAGUGUCCAAAAAGAUCGAUAGCUUUAGAAAAAUUUUUAAAGAAAAUAUUUAGUUUUUAGUUUUUCAAAACUAAAAGGCAUAACUUAAACUAUUAUUUAGAGUUUUAUACAAUAUCAUUUAAUUGAAGCUAGAUUUUGCGGCUACCAUAUUGUGUAUGAAAAUGCGCUAUGACAGCUUUCCCAGAAUAAAUGUCCAGGUUUUAAUUAUAUUAAUUUCAUUAUGCACAACUCAAAUCUUGGCUGAUAUAGGCGAUCCUUAUAAAAUUCUGGGAGUGUCAAGACAAGCUACAACUCAGGAAAUUCGAAGAGCUUAUAAGCAAUUGGCUAAAGAAUGGCAUCCUGAUAAAUCUGCAAAUCCUGACGCGGAAAAGAGAUUCGUUGAAAUAAAACAAGCUUAUGAGCUUUUAUCAGAUUCAGAACGAAGACGAGUUUAUGACCAGCAUGGUAUAACUAAUGAAGACUCGCAUAUGUUUCGUCAACGACAUGAUUAUAGCCAGUAUGGGAGAUUUGCAACUGACCCAUUUGAAGAAUUUUUUGGACAUCAUUUUCAUUUUGAUCAAGAUAUAAGUUUAUACCACAAAUUGUCCAUAACCACAAAAUAUUUUGAUCAAAAUAUCAUUCCAAAAAGUUCAACGGUGCCACAUAUAUUAAUGUUUUAUACAGAUUGGUGCUUUAGAUGUAUUCGAGCUGUUGGUGCCUUUAAAAAAAUGAUAGACACAUUGGAACCUUUAGGUGUCAAUUUUGCAACAGUUAAUGCUGCUCAUGAACAACCUUUAUUGCGCAAAAUAGGCAUUGAUGAAGUACCAAGUAUGGCAUUAAUUUUGAACGGACAUGGAUAUAUUUACAAAGAAAAUGUGUAUAAUGUUCAAAAAGUUGUCGACUUUAUUCGGAGAAAACUUCCGUAUCGACUUAUUCAAGGUUUAAACGAUGGAACAUUAAAUGAUUUUUUGGAAAGUUGGAUGGAUAAUCGUGCGCGAGCACUUGUAAUGGAACCUAGAGACCAACCUAGACUCAGAUACUUAAUAGCUGCAUAUGCCUUUCGUUAUCGUGUAGCUUUUGGGUUCGUCCAGUUGAAUUCACCAGAAACCAAAGAAAUUCAGGAGCGCUUUAAAGUUCAUCCAAGUCUGGAUACUCUUUUAAUAUUUAACGAAGACUCAACCCGGGCAGUGGCAAGUGUUUCGAUGUCAGAUAUCCCAACGCAAACUUUAAACAAUGUGAUUUCCGCAAACCAAUAUUUAGCUUUACCUCGGCUUUCAUCACAAGAAAUGUUAGAAGGCGUAUGUCCAGCUGAAUGGAAUAGACCUAGAAAGCGUUUAUGUGUAAUCCUCGUUACAGAAAAUACUGAUGCGCAUAACUAUGCGAGACAUGCUUUAAGGCAAAUUGCUUUGCAAAGUGGUUACAGUUCCGAAAGAGUUAGAUUUGCCUACAUAUUUCAAGACAAACAAUCAGAUUUUAUUAGCGCUUUAUCAAAAGGAUCUUCAGAUGACACUUUAUUGAGAUUAGUAAUAAUUUGGCGAAGGGAUACAUCUCAUAUUAAAUAUGAAUGGGUUACUGGCACACGACUAAGUAUUCAAAAGCGGGAAAAUGAGUCCGACGAACAAACAUUUAAUCAUACUAAACAAAAACUGGAUGACACAAUACAAAGGCUUCUGAGAGCUUCAGAAGCGUUAAGUUAUGAAGCGUUAGUUAAGGAUUUGUUAGAUGAACACGCUCAAGGGGCUUUGGGGAAAGUACUGAACAAAUUACUUUUCUUUGUGGAUUAUUUAACAGAUAAUAUUGGUCAAGAACAUAUACUUCCUGCGCUUUCUGUUUUAGCUACUAUAGCAUUCAUGUUUUUAGUCGGUUAUUUAAUGGUUUAUUUAGUUAGAUUGGAAGAAGAAAACUUAAAACGCAAAGGAAAAUUGGAUACUAAUAACGUUUUAAAAAAAGCUUAUCAACUUUUUUAUUUUGACAAAAAGUUGGGAUCAUACGUACCGGAAUUAAAAUUACAUGAGUUAAGGGCUGAAAAAUACAAUGGUAUGGUUCGACUAUUAAAGCCAGGGUGUCGAACAAUAAUAUUAGUAACAGAUUUGCAAUCUCGUCCAAAAUUAAUACCCGGAUUUCAUAAGGCUGUUUGGCCUUAUCGUAAAAAUAAAACUUUAUUAUUCGGACAUAUGCUGAUUGAAAAGGGAUUGAGUUGGUAUGCAGAGUUACUAAGAUUAUCGUUAUCAGAAUCGCGUGACUUACAAAUUAAUCCCCGUAAUUGCAUUGGUACUGUUAUCGCUUUGAAUGGUCACAGGAAAUAUUUCUGCAUGUAUCAUGCAAAACAUCCAGAAUCCAAACGUGGUGCCAAAAGAAUGUUAAAAAUGACGCGUCGGUUGACAAGACGGAAUGAUGAUCCAGAAGCAGGAGCUUUUCUCGGUAUGGACAGCGCAUCUGACGAUUCUGAUACAAGUGAAUUUGAAUCAAAAAUACUUCUUGAAGAAAACUUAUUAGACGGUUUAAGUAAUUGGUUAGAUCGCUUAUUUGAAGGCACAACACAUCGAUAUUAUAUAAAUUAUUGGCCAGAUUUCCCUACAAAAUAAAAAAAAUUGUAACCCUCGCUCGAAAAUAUCAAAAAGGCAAUUUAAUCUGAAAAUAAAUAAAAUGAAAUGAAAACGUUUUAAAGAUACAUUUUUUUAAGCGAGUAAUACUAAAAUUUCUUUUUAUAUGUGUAAGAAAUGCCUUUAAAAUUUUUCAAAUAACAGUAAUUAUACAGAUAGGAAAAUAAUUGUUUUGAAAAAUUUGUUAUUGCUUUAAUUUUUGUAUUAAUACAAAAAAGGAGAAAAAGAACUAAUAAUUUAAAAUGAUAAAAUUAUUAUUAUAAUUUAACUAUUUAAAGGUUGUCGUUACCUGUAUUUUAUUUUUUUAUUUUUAUUAAAGUUGAGGAGGACAAACUUACAUUUAAUUUAAUGCUAUGAUAUCAAAGUUAUUGUGUAUUGAUAUUUUUGUUUAUAAAAUUUAUUUCACUUUUGGGAAAAUUGUAAUUGUUAUAGAAACGUAUUAUUACACGAUAUAUUAAACUAAUUGGCCGAUUAGGUUUUGAAGCAUUUGCACUUCCUGAUCUUAUUCAUAUUUUAUUUGCUAUCGAAAUUUAAACUAAUUUUAAUAAUUGCGAAAUUUUGUUUUUUCUUUGUUUCAAUAUAAUAUCUAAAUUAAUAUAAUAACAUUUUCAAUUUGAUCAUGAUAAUUAUAAUUGUAGAGCACACAAUUAUAAAAUUUAGAAUAAUAUUAAAUAUCAGGGAUGUAAUCGACUUCAAAAUCGCCUUGCCAAAAUAUAUUUUAAGUAUUUUGUUACCUCUAGUCAUAUUCAAAUUAUAUCUAAAAUUAACUUAUUUUUUGUUAUAUCUAUUUAUUUUAAUUAUAAAUAAAUAAAAUUUUCCUGACUUGAGAAUUUUUAGGAAUAAAAAUAUAUUUUUUAAUAGAGAAGUUUUAGAUCAAUUGAAAUUUUUAAGUGUAUUUUCAAUAAAGAGUUUUGUAGUUUAGAAAAAUAAUUUUUUUAUUGAUAUGUUUUACUAAAAUUCAGAUAUUGCAUUAAUAUAUCGGAUUUUACAUAAGUACAGAUUUGUUUUAUAUUAUCAUAACACUUUUAAAAGUAUUAAAAUCAUUUUAGCAAAUAUAAUUUUAUGCAAAUUGAAUUGUAAUUAUAAAAAAAAUUAAGUUUCGUGGUUAUAGUACGUAUUUCAGAAUUACACUUGUAAUUUUAUGUUGACCAUAAAAUUUUACCACUUAAUUCUAAUAUUUCGAAUUAUAGCAUUUCAUCGAAUUCGUUUUAAAUAAAAUAUAAUUCAAAAUUCUAUGAUUUUAAAAUAGGAUUAUUUUAAAUCAGUUUCUUCUUUAAUUUUGGAAAUGAAAGCAGAAAAAAACAAUAUCUUGCAAGAAAAUUCGAAAUUAAGGUUAUUUUAAAUACUUAUAUUACAUAAAAAUUUAAAUAUAAUAUUUUUAAAGCACAACUAAAAUUUACUAUAAUAAAAUAUAAACUUACAAAAAAAUUAUUUUCAAGAAUAAAAUUGGAAAGAGGAAGAUAAAAAUUGGCAUCCAAAAAUAAAAUUAUAAUUCAGUUUAUUUAUUAACCAAAACCUGAAAAUUAUAUUUAUAAAUAUAAUAAUGAUUACAAAAAUUUUAUUCAUAUUUUGAAAACUACUCAGCUGAAAAUUGUACCAAAAAUUUUAUUAUAUAAAAGAAUUAUAAUGUUUUAAUAGGUUAUUACAAAUGAAUAUAAAAUAAAUAUACGUAGAUUAGAAUAUUUAUUAUUAAUAGAAAAAAAUAUAUUCGACACUUUUAAUUAUCUUUUUUUAUUUUAGUAAGAAUAUAGCCAAUUACUGAAAUAUCUUUUUUUUAAAUAGCUUAUAGUAAAUUUCAUUUUAUUAGAUUAGAAACAAUAAGUGCAUUAAAAAUCAAACAAGAAAAAAAUUAUAGAUUUGCGAACAUUUUAUUAUAUUCAAUACUUGCUUAGACUCUUGCCAUUUUACUCUUAUUUGUUUAGUUUAAAGAACAAUUUUGUACUUUUGGCUUAAAAUCCAUAUACAUUUUUGAAUUGAUAAAUAUUUUGCCAUUUCUUAUUCAAUAUACAAUUUAUAUUUUUUUGCUAUAAAACUUGUACUUGCCAAUUACAUUUGAUAAAUUGAUUUCAAAGUCGCAAAUCGCUAUUUCAUUCUUUAUUUUUCUUAUUUUACAAAAGCUUUAAGCUUUUGAUUAUUGCGAUUAUUGCAAUGUUUCUAAUAACCA
Molecule: messenger RNA, 4753 nt
Organism: Condylostylus longicornis
Lineage: Eukaryota; Metazoa; Arthropoda; Insecta; Diptera; Dolichopodidae
Gene: l(3)80Fg
Product: dnaJ homolog subfamily C member 16
Exons: 10
Coding region: 163-2571 (802 amino acids)
Source: RefSeq, a predicted model, not a curated record